Eublepharis macularius is the source of this 5414-nucleotide messenger RNA. It is a transcript of the gene SH3KBP1, whose product is annotated as SH3 domain containing kinase binding protein 1. Gene Ontology annotation, molecular function: protein binding. The transcript is spliced from 19 exons. The coding region runs from base 494 to 2545 and encodes 683 amino acids. NCBI's taxonomy places the organism in Eukaryota, Metazoa, Chordata, Lepidosauria, Squamata, Eublepharidae. The record is from RefSeq and is a predicted model, not a curated record.
GCUGGAGGCAGCCUUGCUGUAGCGGUUGCUGUGCUGCCUCGGUGCGCGAGGCGUCCCGCGAAGGGGCGACUCCCAUCCUCUCCGCCAGCCAUUCCUUCGCAGACACCCUCUCCUGCCCCGGCUCUCUCCCUGGCGGCGGCAGGGGACCUUGGUAGAGACGGCAGAAAUCCGCUUUCCUGUCCCUCUGCUCCUCUCUCAGCCUUCCGAAUUGCUGCUGGCGCGUUGUUGCUAUCCCCCACCUUCCCUUUUUAUUUUUUUGCAAGAGGGGGAGGUUAAGAGCAGGAAAGAAAAUGCAGCCCUGCUGCUGCUAAUGCAAUGGGAACUGAUUAGCAGAGUGGAAGCGGAGACGGCGCUGCUGCUGCGACUCUGAGCCGAGGGAAGCUUUCCGGAAUCGACGCGUCUCCGUGGCCCCCGUUUGCCCCUCUUUCUGCCACCCGAAGCUGCAGCCGUCUCAAGCGUUCAGCCUGCUUGGCGGAGCCCGAGCGCGACCUAAAUGGUGGAGGCGAUAGUGGAGUUUGACUACAAAGCUCAGCAUGAGGAUGAGCUGACGAUCGCAGUUGGUGACAUAAUCACCAAUAUCCGAAAAGAGGAUGGAGGCUGGUGGGAAGGACAGCUCAAAGGCAGAAGAGGUUUGUUCCCUGACAACUUUGUAAGAGAAAUAAAAAAAGAUGUGAAAAAAGAAAGUCUUGCCAGCAAAGCAUCAGAAAAGUCUAUACAUGAAGUUUCCAAUGGAAGCCCUUUACUGUUGUCUGAGACAAUUAUUAGAUCCUCCAGAAAAGGUGAUCGAAAUAGGCGGAGAAGAUGUCAAGUGGCUUUCAGUUAUAUGCCUCAGAAUGAAGAUGAGCUGGAGUUAAAAGUUGGAGACAUCAUUGAGGUGGUAGGAGAAGUAGAAGAGGGCUGGUGGGAAGGAAUUCUCAAUGGAAAGACAGGCAUGUUUCCUUCCAACUUCAUAAAGGAACUCUCAGAAUCUGUUGAUAUUGGAACAGUUCAAGAGGAGCAACUAAUAAAACCAAGAAAAUCUGCCUUUGAAGGUACAAUUCUGUAUAAAGUGGCACCAACCAAGAUUGACAGCUACAGACGCUAUAACAGCUUAAGAGAUACUGCAGGCUCAGAAAGUGAUGGUGGUGACUCAAGCAGCACGAAAUCAGAAGGAGCCAAUGGGGCAGCAACAAUCCAGCCAAAAAAAGUCAAGGGAAUUGGUUUUGGUGACAUUUUCAAGGACAAACCUAUAAAACUACGCCCAAGAUCAAUAGAAGUAGACAAUGACUUUCUACCUGUUGAAAAGACAGUUGGAAAAAGAAUAGCUACAGCUACAAUUCAAGAGCCGACAAAAAUAGAAUUGGACAGCAGAACAAAGAUAAAGGAGUAUUGCAAAGUAAUAUUUCCAUAUGAAGCACAGAAUGAAGAUGAACUAACAAUCAAAGAAGGUGAUAUUGUCACUCUUAUCAAUAAGGAUUGCAUCGAUGCUGGCUGGUGGGAAGGAGAGCUCAGUGGAAAACGAGGAGUUUUUCCAGAUAAUUUUGUUAAGCUUCUUCAUUCUGAUUUUGAAAAGGAGCGACCUAAGAAACCACCGCCUCCAUCAGCUCCAGCCAUCAAACAAGGAUUAGCUGUAACUGACAGAAAGCAUGAAAUCAAAAAGGUACCUCCCGAAAGACCAGAAUGUCUUCCUCAUCGGACAGAAGAAAAAGAAAGACCAGAGAGAGAUCAAAAACUGUUAGAUUUACAGAAGCCUUCUGUUCCUGCAAUACCACCGAAGAAACCUCGACCACCGAAAACAAACUCUUUGAACAGGCCUGGUACGUUGCCUCCAAGAAGACCUGAAAGACCAGUUGUGCCUGUAACCCAUACAAGGAGUGAUAUUCCAAAAGUAGACAUAGUGGGUUGUACGCUAUCCAGCACCUUAGAGAAGGACUCCACAGAAAGAAGCAAUGACAUUGAUUUGGAAGGGUUUGAUUCUGUAAUACCUGUUGCUGAGAAGCUGAGCCACCCAACAACUACCAGACCAAAAGCUACGGGCAGAAGACCACCAUCUCAGUCGUUUACAUCUUCUUCACUUUCAAGUCCUGACUUUUUUGAUUCACCAAGUCCUGAAGAUGAGAAAGAAGAACACAUUUCCCUUCCACACAAAGUAGUUGAACCACUGAAGAAAGCAAAGACUGUUACAAUAUCUCUAGUAUCUGAUAACAAAGCUUCACUGCCCACCAAGCCAGGGAGCUUGAUAAGUGGUAGCAGUGUUCCAUCUUCAUUAUCAUCCUCAUCUUCAUCAGCAUUUCACUCAGUAGGAACAGCAGCUCAUAGGUCAAACUCCCCAUCCUUGUUCAAUGCUGAAGGAAAGCCAAAGACUGAUCACUCUAGCCAAGGUGAAUCAGCUUUGGAAGAGCUGAAAACACAAGUCAAGGAGCUACGAACUAUCAUUGAAACAAUGAAAGAUCAGCAGAAAAAAGAAAUUAAACAGUUGCUGUCUGAAUUAGAUGAAGAAAAGAAGAUCCGGCUACGAUUACAGAUGGAGGUUAACGAUAUAAAGAAAGCUCUUCAAUCAAAGUGAAUAUUUGAUGGAUGGAAUUCUGCAUUAUUCAUUCUGAUGCAGACUUGGAUUUAUGCCCCAGAUAAAAUAACUUUGUGCCAAAUGGCUUAUGAUCUGCCUCUACACAUCCCUUUGUUUGAACAACUAGCACAAACAUUUUGAUAGCACAACGCAAGUUCCAGUGAAGAGGGAAAAUUACAGCUGGUUGGUUAUGGCACUGGUUUUAACUGAAAUUAUUCUUACUGUGCUAAAAUCUCUACUUAAUGUUCACAAACAAACUGAAAACUCAGGCAGUUUAGUUCAUAGUGGUACUAUUUUAAUGAAAUUUUCCAUAAGUAAUAUGUACUUCAGGUUUAUCAGUUUACAAGUUUUAUGAUUUUGACUUUUUAAAUUGUCUUUUGUCACAAAUUCUUAAAAUGUUUGUACUGCAUAUAUAUAGAAAAGAAUGUUGACAUUUGGGUGAGGGGCUGUUUUGUUUUUGCGUGCUCUCUUUUUCUUUGCUUUUCAUACAGCAGCCUUUUGUGUUGUUGUUUUAAAUACUAUUACAUAUGCAAUCUUAUGUCCAAAAAUUAUCUACAAAUUGAAUCUUAACGUUUGUGUACAAAAUAGUGUAUUUAAAAAGGAGAAAAAAUGAAUCUGGUCUUAACAAUGAUUUGUGCCUUCUUUUGCCAAACACUGAUUGCAGCUGGUUGUAGGCCAGAUCGUAGUAAUGUAGCUAUCACAGUGAGGCCUGGAAGUCCACUAGAGGUCACUCUUUCAAUAUAUUAGCUGUUUGCUCAAUGCAGAGAGGCAGACGCUGUUUGCGAAGGUUGUGUAACAGCUACAUCAGGUUGAAGGAGCUUUAUUUCAGCAGCUAUAGCUUUUUUUAUUCAACUGAUUCACCUCUGCUUGAUUUCAUUCAAAUACCUAAACACCUGCUUUCAUCUUCAGCUUUGCACAUCUUGGGUGAACGGAAUAUGCAUAAUAUAAGAGUAAAAAUGAAUAAAAUAUAAAUCAACAAGAGAGAGUUGUAUUAUUUCAUGCACAGAAUGUUGUGCAGUAUUAACUUGAUGUUUAAUGUCAAUUGCCACAUUCUAUUGUGAGCUUGCUAAUGGUUGGAAAGGGGUGAUUUUGUUAUAAUGGCACCCUGGCGGCUGGGCUCUCUUUCCUAGAGUUACAGAAAAGCGAUGUUUACUUUUGGCAUUAGUAGGCAGAGAGGAUUUUUUCGUAUUUUGAUGGUAAUAGACUGUGUGUGAGAGAAAGGGAGUGUGUGUAUUUGUGUGUGCACGCAUGAGCAUUACAAGAACAGCUCAUGAGAAAAAACUGUAGCUGAAUUUUCUAUUUUCAUAAUAGAUUUCAUUAAGCCUUCUGGGGCAGUUUGACAUACACGUGAUGCUGAAUCAUCCACUUACUGCUGUGGCAUGUUAAGAAUACAGCAGGGGUUUUGCACAGCUCUGUGGUCUGAGCUAUUAUGUUUACAUUAAAUAUCACACAGUGGAUCUGUUUAUCAUGCCAAGAGUGACUAGUUACCAUCUCUCUACAAAUCUGAGAACUGAAGGUUUAUUUCCUUGGCUUUUUAGUCCCUUUUACAAUUGGCUAGAAGAGUUGCAACUUGAUAACAGUAAUAUGAUUUAUAAGAUACCUGCAUAAAAGAUGUACUUGAAAUUUAGUUUUCAAUCAGAAUUUUUGCAUAUAUUUCUCAUUUGUUACCAAGAAACUCUACUUAAGUAUUUUGUCACUGUGAUACCUCUAAGAUGUUAAAACAUUACCAUCUUGAUAAGUAUCUUUUAUAUAUUUUAAGCAUGAAAGCUACUUCAUGAAAUUGACUCCUUGAUCUUUGCAGCAUCUGUAUGUAGACAGAUCGGUAUUAUUUUUUAUCUAACAAAAAAUUUCUAAUUCCCAGUACGAAACUUCGCAAGUACUAAGGACACUGUUAUCAUAUAUUAUGAUCUGGUUUUGCAAUAACAUUGUGACAUUAUUGCAGGGAAAUAUGAUGGCCCAAAAGUUUAGGAUUGGAGCCAAAAGUGAGGCUCUGGAUGUGUACCUAAGAUGCCAAAGAUCUGUGGGUUUUGGCAUGUGAACUUGGCUGCUCUAAACUGGCAUGCUAAUUUGAAUGUCACUGCAAAUAAAUUCUUUUAACAAGCACUUGUAUGAAUGGUAGGGAUUGCCAUGCAUUCCAAACUGAAGACAUCUUUGUGAAAAAAUAAUAUGCAAAGUUGUCAUGAGAGAGAGAGCAUUUCCAAUCCACUUACAGAAGGUACUUCCAUACGUUACUAGGGCUGCAUAGCUGGAGUAACAUCUAUAGGCAGAAAGCACAUCAGGCAAAUUUAUAUGGUUCCUUUCCACACCAGCAUUGCUCUUUUUUGGGAAAAAGUGAGGAAGUGCUGCUAGUGAGGAAGGCAGCACAUCAUCUGCCUGGCUGCUGUGCGCUCUGUAGAUAAACGUGACAUGACCGUUGGAAGUGGUUUCCAUGACACAACUGCCAUGUAUUAAUUGAGUGUGAAUCUUUGGUUGAAAUAGAAUAUGGACCAGUGUUUCCUACAGAAGCUUUCUAGUUCUCUUACAGUUUUCUAGCAAUAAAGGUUUAUAGCUACUAACUUCAAAAUUUGAGGAAUUCAGCAAGUGAACAAGUAGUGUGUAUAUAUUUGAAAUUGCAGGACAGCAUUGUGGAUUUCUGAUUUCACUCAGUGGAAAAACUGUGAACGAGUAUCGUAUGAGUAUUCUUAGACAAGGCCUUGAAAUGUUGCGAUAUAGUUCUAAAAUGUUAUUUAAAAAACUCUGACAUAAAAUCAGGGUCUCUAAUCUUUUCCCUCCUGUUAAGAUGGUAAAUUGUCAUUUUAUAAAACUUGUACUGAGGAGUCCACCUAUUUGUGAUUUGUAAUAUAAGAUUAAAUGAGAUUUUGUGGAAGUA